Molecule: messenger RNA, 1731 nt
Organism: Paramecium octaurelia
Lineage: Eukaryota; Ciliophora; Oligohymenophorea; Peniculida; Parameciidae
Source: the annotation of a GenBank genome assembly
AUGUUUAAUCCACAAUAGUUCUACAUCCAACAAAAUAACAAUUUUGAAUUCAACCAAUUUUCUUGCAAUUAACACAAGCAACCCUAUACUUAUAUAGAUCUAUCAUUGAUGUGUGAAAGGGAAUAUAGAAUGAAGUGUCCUAAUUGUUAAUUAGAUCAAAAUUGUAUUCCUAUAGAUGUAUUUGGUAAUUUAUGUGAAAACAUCUAUUAAAACAUUGAUUAAAAUAAUUUUUAAGUAGCGCGAACUGUUUUAUUGAAAUUUUAAAAAGAAAUAGAAGAAAUCUAAGGUUUACUUCAAUAAUUAAACAAUAAAUUAAUAAAGAUUUCAAGUACUCAGAAACCUACUAAUAAUUGUUUGGAAUUAUUAAGCAGUUUUGUGAAUUGUAAAAAGAAAUAAAGUAAUGAAAAAUUAGACUUCUCAAUUUAAAAAUAACAAGAUCAAAUCCUAAUAAAAUUUGGAAUUAAAGAAUUGUAAGAGUUAGCAGAAGUAUUGUCAAAGAAUACUAUUCUCAAUUAAUAAAACCAUAACUAUACUCUAAAAUUUAAAGAUAUUGAUGAUCAAUAAUUAGCUGAAUCAAAUCAAUAUUUCGAAUUCACACAAAAUUUAAAAUAAUAAAUUCUAAACUUUAAAUAGGAGAAUGAUAUUAAAAACGUUGAAAAUAUAUAAAUAUAAUAAGUUAACUAACUGAAUGGUUAAAUAGUGCAAUAGCAGUAGAAAUACACUAACACAUAGAGAAUAUUUGAAAUUCAGAAAAGUUAAAACAUGCUUUUGAAAGAAAAUUAAUCAAUAGCUGAUAUCCAAUUAAAUUAUGAUUAAUCCUUGCUUUGUAUUAGGUUUACUGAGCCAAAUAACUAUCUUAGUAUUUGGAAGUACGACCCUGAAAAAAAAAAAUGGAAUUUUUCGACUUAACUUUAAUGUUAUAUUCACAGUUUGAUAGAUUUUAAACUGAGCAAAUUAGAAAAUGCCUUUGUAACAUGUGGAGAAGAUUCUAAAUAAAUUUAUGCCCCUUAUAAACCUAGUUAGAAUAAUAGUUCAAUUAAGAUUUGGAAGCAAGAGGGGUAUACUUGGAUAGAGAAGCAAAUAUAUAAACCGGUAGUUCAAAGUGGACAUGGAUUUUCAAGAAUUACUUAAGUUCUGUUUAGUAAAUCUGAGAAGUGUAUUUAUUAUGCAGAAGGAAACCGAUUAGUUUUAUUAGAAUUAUAAGGUGAGAAGUAUGUAUUUAAGUAUUAAGAACAAAAGUCAAGUGAAAUAAUUACAAAUUUAUAGAUUUCAAAUGAUGGGAGAAUAAUAGCUGUAGGAGCUUUUGAUUAGAAAAUCAGUUUAUGGAAAAUUGAGGAUGCUAAGUUAAUAUUAAUUUAAUAAUUGAGAUUGCAAAAUAAUCCAAAAAGAAUAUUGUUUAGUUAAAAUGAUUAAGAUUUGUUGAUUUGCACAAAAGAUGGUUUAGUUCAUUGUUUUAACAAAUAAAAAUAGAGAGAAUAUAAAGAAUAUCAAAAGAUCUUCAAUAUCAAAGGUAAAAUUAGAGCAAUUGAAUUUAAUAAUGAUUCGUCAGUAUUGGCAAUUGGAGGAGAAACUAAUGCACUUUAAAUAUGGUAGAAGAAUCAAGAUGAUUAAUGGAUAUUUGUUGAUGAAGCAGUGUAAGAUAAUUUCAUAGAAGCUAUAAGUUUCGCAAAUAAUCCAGAUGUUAUUUAUUCAUCAAACAAUAAUGAACUAUAUAUACAUCAUAUUAUUUGA